AUGCGCAAAAAGGGCAGCGGCUUCAUUGGGGGGAAGCUAAAUUUAAAAAUAAAAAAAAAAAAAAAAUCCACCAAGCAGGAAGUAGGGCGGCACGAAGCAGCUAACCGUCAUGUGGAUAGCGAUGCGGAAAAUUCCGAAGCAGUUCAGGUUAAGAGAAGCAACCCAUCGGAACAGGAUGGCAAGACGGAUGGAUCAGAAAAAGUCUUAAAAGGAACAGGACGAGUAACAACAGAGAAGAAUACAGUCCAUGGAGUGAGAACAGAAUUUAUGACCGAAAUAAAAGAGGGUUAUGACAUCAUUCUGGAAAAUCCUUCAACUUUUCGAAACGAACGAAGGACUGUGACGUCCAUUUUGAGCAACAAGACGUUGGUUGUUCAUGAGGAUUUUACAACGGAUAUAAGUACCACGUGUACCUUCUACAUUGUGCCUGGUGGGAAAUCUACUGGCCAAUCGGGGGCACAUAUCGGCGUGCAGUAUGCCAAAGUUUUUGAGCAGACGCCCAAGCAAGAUCAGGUCGAGGUGCGGGAAAAGACGGGACUCUGGUCGUACAGAGUUGUGAAGAAAAAGGUGGAUGGAAAGUUAACCAACGAGGAGAAGCUAGACAUGCGCGUGAAAAGCGGUCGAGAUAAGUUCUGCUGGUAG
This is a messenger RNA of Plasmodium coatneyi, 642 nucleotides long. RefSeq lists its product as uncharacterized. The record is from RefSeq and is a predicted model, not a curated record. NCBI's taxonomy places the organism in Eukaryota, Apicomplexa, Aconoidasida, Haemosporida, Plasmodiidae. The transcript has a single exon. The coding region runs from base 1 to 642 and encodes 213 amino acids.